Mycena citricolor is the source of this 2358-nucleotide messenger RNA. The record is from the annotation of a GenBank genome assembly. NCBI's taxonomy places the organism in Eukaryota, Fungi, Basidiomycota, Agaricomycetes, Agaricales, Mycenaceae.
CAUCUUCUUUCCUACCGUGGCGCAGCACUACCUCUGCUAGCGCAUGUCGCGAAUGAGUCAAUUUCUAGACUAAGGAUGAAUUUGGGACUCCUUAUUCGGGUACGACCUCGGCGUCCCAAUGUGACCGGAUAUUAUCCUCAUUCGGUGUCCUCAGGCCGUUGAUUUAACGCCGGAGCGAGCAUUGCAACAAUGCAACUCAUAGAUCGGCUGCACUUUCCCCAGCUCACGUUUAAAAGCAAGGGUGAUUCCGAACCUCACCCAAGUCACUAAACAUGCACCUGUUGAUAUCUUGCCUCGCCUCUGCCCUCCCAGCAACGAUGCUGGCCUCGGCUCUCUAUCGGGCUUUGCGCCCUCGCAGAAACGAGAUCGACUUCAACUUCCAACCUGGCGCGCUGCUCAGUGUUGUCGGAUCGACUGUGGCUUUGAUACUGCAGAACCACCAUCCCAGUAUCAGCCUCGCCAUGCACAAUCAUUCGAACUUUCAAGAACGUCCGCUGAUUCGCUAUCUCCGUACCUUCAUAUACGUCGAGCUCGCAUUGAACGGUACCAACCAGGAGCAAGAGCAGACGGCCUCCUGGCUACGCUGGAUGCAUCGGCACAUCCAUGGGCCGGUGACCGAGAAGACGCGCGCCGAUUUCGGGAUCCCAGAUGGCAUCGACAUGUACGGCUACGUGGACGACCUCAAGGUCUACGUCAUUCAGACUCUGACCUGGGUCACGAUUGCAUUCGAAGAGCGGUUCAAUGGCGAACUGUCGCCCCGCAUGAAGGAUCUCAUCGUAUGGGAGUACACGUGUGCAGCGAUGCGUCUCGGUGUCCCGAGGGAGAUGUUAUCUUCAUCCUAUCCAGAUUUCAUCUCCGCCUUCAGUGCUCGUAUCGACUCACUUUCGACCGAGUGCAAGCUUACCUCCGACAUCAUCUUUUCCUUGGAAGCGAGCAUCUUGGUCUCAACUCGCAUGCGCUGGAUCACGUCGCUGGGUCUUAGGGCGGCAUUUCUCGUCGGACAUACCCUAUUGCCGGAGGAGUUGAAGGCACAGUACGUCCUCGCUGGUGUGCGCAGCCCCGUUUCGCGCAUGGUGCAGCGAGUCCUAUGCGCGCUUCUAUGGCUGCUCUAUCCGCUCCUACUGUGGCUCCCGCUUCGUGGUUUGAUUGCAUUUGUUGUCUUUUUCGAACCUAGCAUGAAAGGCGUUGUGUCGUCAACUCUGCGGACGAUCCACUCGAUGGACGUGAUGGAAGACCGGCCACUCCCGACCUCCAAAUCCGAAAUCGAACACGCGGACUACAUUGGCUGGCUGGAACAUAGCGGUCGCAUCCGCCCGACGUUUCUCCAACGUGCCUUCAUUAGCUUGCUGAAGUAUCGGGCCGGAUCGAUCUCUCUUUUGGGGAUAGGUUCAAGUGUCAUUGGCCACGUAACGAGCUCAACCAAAUUCCAUCUGCUCGGCUUGAUCGACGACUCUCGCUGUCAUCUGCUAGGCUCCCGCAUGAAGGACGCAAAAGCGAGCCCUUUGCACGUGGGCAUGAUCAUGGACGGCAAUCGUCGCUUUGCUCGUCGGCGGAAUGAGCAAGUCAUCGCAGGGCACCGAACGGGUGCCGUGACUGCUUCCCGGGUGGUAGAAUGGUGGCUUAGGCACCGCCACAUCGGCCCGCGAUACCUGACAUGCUGGGCGUUUUCAUCAGACAACUUCGCCCGGCCGGCUGCGGAGCAGGACGGGUUGUUCGGCCUCAUGACGAGCGAGUUCAAGGCGCUCGCGUUCUCCAGCGUCGUUCAUCUCUAUCGCAUCCGGAUCACCUUCAUCGGCAGCGCGAAUGCCCGGACUAAACUGCCGCCCACGCUGGUCGAGGCCAUGGACUUUGUCGAGCGAGUGACGUGUGGGUAUGAUGCUCUGUUUCUGCAGAUCGCUGUCGGAUACGGGGGCAGGGAGGAGAUUGUGGACGCUGUCAAGUCGCUCCAGGACCGUCAGGAACGCAUCAGCGAGGCGAGUGUCUCGCGCGAGAUGUACGGCCGUGGGCGCGGCAUCCCCCCUGUGGAUCUCAUCGUGCGCACAUCUGAGAAACGAACCAGCGGAUUUCUGCUGUGGGACAGCCAAGCGGCCGAAUUGCACUUCAUCGAUAAACUGUGGCCCGAGUUAUCAGAGUUGGACUGGCUGCAGACUCUGGAUGCCUAUGCCGAGCGGGAGAUUAGAGGUGGGAAAUAAACAGAGAAACAGUCGGAGAUCCCCCGGUGGUGACGAGACGUUACUUAUGUCAGCAACACGGAGCAGCGGAAGUCGAAGAGAAAAUAUUGAUUUAGAAUGCUAGUCAGUCCACAAUCUAAUACACGUGUGUAACUUGUCGGUUUUCAAAAACCUAGCUCGGCUUGGG